AUGAUACAGUUGCAGGUGCGUCAAACCUUGGGUUUCAUGGAGCUUCCCGCGGAAGUCCGCCUGAUCGUGUACCAAUACCUCCGAUCGGAAAGGCCCUUCGAGCUCUGGCCCGGACUCUACGAAGCUGACGCUACGUGGAGUCACUAUUCCAGCUUUAGGAUCGUUCUGCCUGUACUCCGCUUGAGCAAGAAGAUCCACAGCGAAGCCGCACCGGUAUUCUACGGCGAGAACGAGUUUCGUUUCAGCGGCACUAGCGCGUACCUUGUGUGCAAGUCAUUCUUCAUGACGAUCGGUGAUAGCAACGUGCGCUUCUUGCGCAAACUGACGCUCCCCAUUCUUGCUAUUUUGGGAGCGGAAUGCGCAUCAUGGGGAGUGGAUGAUGAAAGGGACAUCUCCCGCAGGAUCGAACGUUGUGGCAUGAUUCGCCCAUACCAAAACAUAUGCUUCAGCGACUCGCUUGACGCCGUCGACAGCAUCAUCAAGACGUUGCAUCGACUUGCAAAAGACGACGUCGGUAUCGCCCUCAAAGAGCUGCAGCUCAUCGUCCCUUGUACGUUGUACUAUUUCAGAGACCAAGAGCAUGAGAACGAGAGGUUGUGUCGCGACGUCAAUUGUCUGAAGGGCUCCAACAAGGAUCUACGUAUCUCUCUAGUCCUUUACCACCAUGGAUUCUUCAGGAAGAUGAAGCAAGUUUACGGACACGCGGAUGAUUUCGCUUACGAUGGUACGCCCAUCCAGGACCAAUGCCGGUCCGGUAGGGCCGACCGUGCCUGGCUCUUGAACGUCGCGACCGACAUGGACUGGUCCCUUCGCGAAUGCUACGGCCUCGACGACGAACAUGGUGGAUAUCAGGUCGUGGACGCUGGCUCCAUCGUGGACGACACGGUCACGGGCUGGACUGUUUCGGAGCCGGGCCCGGACUCUGGUGCGGAUUGA
Molecule: messenger RNA, 936 nt
Organism: Lasiodiplodia theobromae
Lineage: Eukaryota; Fungi; Ascomycota; Dothideomycetes; Botryosphaeriales; Botryosphaeriaceae
Exons: 1
Coding region: 1-936 (311 amino acids)
Source: RefSeq, a predicted model, not a curated record